Molecule: messenger RNA, 2536 nt
Organism: Mizuhopecten yessoensis (Yesso scallop)
Lineage: Eukaryota; Metazoa; Mollusca; Bivalvia; Pectinida; Pectinidae
Product: roundabout homolog 2-like
Exons: 9
Coding region: 849-2465 (538 amino acids)
Source: RefSeq, a predicted model, not a curated record
AUUCUGAGGAUAUAUGGCUAGUUUAUCGGUAUAAAACUUCAUAUGAAGUCACUAUGUAGUCUAUUGGUAAAAUAGACGCCCAUUCUGGGGAUAUAUGACUAGUCUAUCUGUAUAAAACUUGAUAAGAAGUUACCAAAUAGACUAUGGGUAACAUAGACACGCAUUCUGAGGAUAUAUGACUAGUCCAUUUGUGUAAAACUUUAUAUGAACUGGCACCCAUUCCGAGGAUAUAUGACUAUUCCAUUUGUGUACAACUUUAUAUGAAGUCACCACAUAGUUUGUUUGGUAAAAUAGACAUUCAUUCCAAGGAUAUAUGGCUAGUCUAUCUGUGUACAACUUAACAAGAAGUCACCACGUAGACUACAGGUAAAAAUACACUCAUCCUGUGGAAGUAUGGCUAGUCCAUCAUUGUAAAACUAACAAGAAGUCAUCACGUAGUCUAUAGGUUAAUGAAGAAACGCACACGUUUUAUGGUCUCCAAGAUGCUGCUGCAUGGAAAUAUUCUAUUUCUUUCUGCGAUAUGAAGAAACGCUCAUGAUGUGUCCUGUCAGUUAAGUCGGAACUUUAAAUCGUGUCAUAUUUUGGUGAAAUAGCUUUGCAAAUGUUUCUUGAAUAUGGUGCUAAUACGUUUGAAGUCGGAUGAUUUGAAUUCGGUUUACGGAAGCCGAGUAGAGACUACUCAAUGAAAAAACGAAUUGUGAUACUUGUUUGCAAUUAAAUCGUCCAAUGAUGUAGUCUCAAAAAUUAGCGUUUUCUUUAUGGAUUUACCUUAUGGAUUUACCUUCUGGAUUAUGGAUUCCUAUUACUUUAAUUUCAUGUCAGCGUCCAGCCAAACGUAAGGAGUCAUAAUGACAACUUUCCUGGUUCUAGCCUUGCUGUUGGUAUAUGAAGUACAAGUGGUGUUGCCAGUCGACAGGAAUGGAUCUUCAGAACAAACCACCAGCAGUUGGCUUUAUCAGUGGAGUACAGUUAUAUCAGCAGUGGCAUUUGUCAUAAUGGGAUGCUUCCUUAAACGUUUAACAGAUGUUCCUACAGUCGAAAUAAAGAAAAACUAUACUGUUGUAGCGGGAGAAAAAGUGAAAUUGAAGUGUUGUGCAUCUGCAUUUCCAUGCAUUAAGUCAGUUUCCUGGAAACACAUUUUGCCGGAAGGGGAAACCAAACAACUUGAUAUAGACCAGCAAAAGUAUACCAGUACAAAACCAAACCACAUAGUAAUCAACCAAACUCUGAAAAGUGACGAAGGCGAAUAUGUGUGUAUUGUCUCCAAUUGGUUUGGGAAAACACAGAGUAAACACACUAAGCUGACAGUGGAAGGAGAUUUGCCUACUGUCAAAAUAUCUGAACGAAACUAUACUGCCGUAUUAGGAGAACAAGUGAAGCUGGAGUGUACUAUAUCUGCAACUCCGUGGAUUACAACAGUUUCCUGGCAACGUAUUUCACCUGAGGAACAACCCGUAGCACUGGAUAUUGACGAGAUAAAAUAUACAGGAUCAAAACCGAAUGACCCACACUUAUCAAUCAACGACAUCAAGAAAAAUGACGAAGGCAACUAUGUAUGUACCGUCUCAAACUUGUGUGGGAAACGGCAGAGUGCACCUACUAAGCUGAAAGUAAAAGGAGGUCCUCCAAUGCUGAACAUGAAGGCAAAAUUACUCUAUAAAACUGAAGGAGAACUUGUUUUGUUGAAAUGCACUGUCAAUGCGGAACCACCAGCAUCCGAUAUCACUUGGACAAAAGAAGGAUGUGAACGUAAAAUUGCAAUUGACAAUAGCAAAUACUUCGGCGGUUCACUUAAAACUCCCUCGCUGUUUAUAGAUGAAACGGAAAGUCAUGACGAAGGCAUAUAUAUAUGUGAAGCAGAAAACAUUGCAGGACCAGGAAGUAAUUUCGUGCAUUUAACAAUCAAUAGUAAAACUGCAAAAAUUACUGGCAUAGAAACUGUAAACCAAGACACUCCUGAAGCACUACAGGAAAAAAUUGUAACCCGUCAUGCAGAGAUGGUGAUUUCGUUAGCUGAUUAUAUCUAUUCAACUGCUGAUGAUUGGCAAAAAUUCAAAGUGCUUUUAUCUGCCUAUCUAAAGCCGGUAGAUAUUGGACAGGAUAACCUCUACCAUUACGUACAAAAACUCAUAGAUAUGAAAAACAUUGACUACGGCCGAUAUGACAAAUUUUAUGAAGUUGUUAACAAAACACAUCCACGGAUCUCUCGCAUUAUUGUAAAGGCGGAAUCAGAUAUUGAAAUAAUGAAGAAUGGAAGACGGCCAAAUGAAACGGAUUACAAAGUCAAAAUCAAGAGUGACGGUGAUUUCAACUCAAAACUACCAGAACAGUGUUCUGCUCAAAUCACAAAGCAGUUACCGGAAGUAAAACAUAGAAUAAACGCAACUGGUGAAUCAGGUAAUAUAAGCAUCAUGAUUCUUGAAAACAAAUUGACAUAUGUAACAUGCUCUUAUCGUAUCCAUUGAAUACAAAAAAAAAAUCAUAGUAUGUACGAUGUCAUAGUUAACACAGUAUACAUGUUUUAAAAAAGAGUCUU